AUGCUGGAGGACGCAAUAUUGGCGAAGGUUGACAGAAUACACCACGCUCAGAAGAAAUAUAACAUCUUCAUCUCCACCAGGCCCGUCAAUGAUUUGCGUAACCAGAUUCUCUCCAACAUUGAUGAUGAUAGACCGUUGACUGGUACGCUUUGCGCUAUCAAGGACAACAUUGUCACCAAAAAUGAAGCCACCACUUGCGCGUCAGCGAUUCUCAAAGAUUAUCAGGCUUCUUUCAACGCAACAGUGGUAGAAUUAUUAGAAAAUAACGGGUCAGUAAUCAUUGGUAAAGCCAAUUUGGAUGAGUUUGGCAUGGGAGCCAAUAACACCCACUCUUUCACGGGUCAGACCUUGAAUCCCAUGUAUGAUGAUGAAAAGUCCAGUGAAACUUUGUUAGAUAAGCACAAGUAUGUUCCUGGCGGGUCUUCUGGUGGGUCAGCAGCAGCGGUAAGUGCCGAAUUGUGUGAUUUUGCCUUGGGUAGCGAUACCGGGGGAUCAGUCCGGUUACCAGCAGCUUAUUGUGGAGUUUAUGGGUUCAAACCGUCGUACGGUAGGAUAUCUAGAUACGGAGUACUUCCUUAUGCUGAUUCAUUGGAUACUGUGGGUAUUUUGGCGAGAAGUUUGAGAGUCACCAGGAAAGUCUACGAUGUGUUGAACCAGAGCGAUGUAAAAGAUCCAAGCUCUAUCUGUGAUGAAGUGAGGUCGAAAAUAAGUAAGACUGUUACAAGGCUUGCCAGAGUUGAGGAUACAGAAAAAAUAACUAUCGGGAUUUCCAAAGAUUACUUAGCCAAAGGAGUCACUCCAGACAUCCUUGUGACAUUAGAAUUAAUUGCCUCCAAGUUGUUUGAAUCAGGGUACACUAUUGUCCCGGUAGAUAUCCCAAGUCUACCAAUAUCGAUCCCUGCCUAUUUUGCCACUGCCUAUUCUGAAGCAGCCUCCAAUUUAUCUAGGUACGAGGGGGUAGAACGCGGGUAUUCUAAUAUUGCCACCGAUGGUUCGGAAGAUUAUAAAUCAUUCAUUUCCAAAAAUAAGCUCCAAGGGUUUGGCAAUGAAGUCCAGAAAAGAUUAUUAAUUGGAAAUUACAAUUUGAGCUCCGAAAAGUUCCGAGACAAUUCUCGGAAGGCCCAAGCUAUUAGAGACCGACUCCGAAAUGAAUUCAAUUCAAUCUUUAAAAUGCCCAAUGCUUUAACAGUCACGGAUUUUGAAAAUGCUGAGAUCGACGCUAUGUCUGUGGAUUUCAUCAUUGCCCCGAUUUCCACCACUAAAGCUCCAAAGUUGGAAGAUCUUAAUAAUAAAAGGAACGUCGACCCUAUAAGUGCCUAUGUCAACGAUGCUUUUUUGAUCCCAUCUUCUUUGACUGGAUUGCCUUCGAUUUCUGUUCCAUGGCAUAGUAGUGGCAGUGAAUACCCUACAGGAUUGCAAAUCAUUGGGCAAUAUGGAGACGAUCAAAGGGUUUUGGAUUUCGCCGAGAAAGUUGGAGAAUUGAAUACAUUCUGA
Messenger RNA from Saccharomycopsis crataegensis, 1494 nucleotides. RefSeq lists its product as uncharacterized. Lineage: Eukaryota; Fungi; Ascomycota; Saccharomycetes; Ascoideales; Saccharomycopsidaceae. Gene Ontology annotation, biological process: glutaminyl-tRNAGln biosynthesis via transamidation; mitochondrial translation. The record is from RefSeq and is a predicted model, not a curated record. The coding region runs from base 1 to 1494 and encodes 497 amino acids. The transcript has a single exon. Gene Ontology annotation, cellular component: mitochondrion; glutamyl-tRNA(Gln) amidotransferase complex. Gene Ontology annotation, molecular function: glutaminyl-tRNA synthase (glutamine-hydrolyzing) activity.